AUGUCCCCGCUGUCCCCGCAGGUGAUCCGGCUCCGGGCCGCCUUUGCCCAGGGCCCCGCGGUGGUUCUGGCCCUGGAGCUGCUGGUGGGGGACCUGGGGGGGCUCCUGCGCGCGGCCCCCGCCCCGCUGCCCCCGGCCCGCGUCAGGGCCCUGCUGGCCAUGACCCUGCGGGGGCUGGGCCACGUGCACGGCCAGCGCCUGCUGCACCGGGACCUCAAACCGGCCAAUCUGCUGCUGGACAGCGCCGGCCGCCUCAAGCUGGCGGAUUUCGGGCUGGCGCGGGUGCUGGGCCCCCCCUCGGGGCGCCCCUACAGCCACCAGGUGGCCACCAGGUGGUACCGAGCCCCCGAGCUGCUCUACGGCGCCCGGCACUACGACGAGGGCGUGGAUUUGUGGGCCGUGGGCUGCAUUUUCGGGGAGCUGCUGACGCUGUCGCCGCUGUUCCCGGGCGAGAACGACAUCGAGCAGCUGUGCUGCGUGCUGCGGGCGCUGGGCACGCCCAGCCCGCGCGACUGGCCGGAGCUGUCGGAGCUGCCGGAUUUCCCCAAGCUGCGGUUCCGGCCGCGGGCGGCGCCGCCGCUGCAGCAGCUGGUGCCGGGCGCGGAGCCGGCUGCGCUGGACCUGCUGCGGCGGCUGCU
Messenger RNA from Passer montanus (Eurasian tree sparrow), 638 nucleotides. RefSeq names its product cyclin dependent kinase 20 (gene CDK20). Gene Ontology annotation, molecular function: cyclin-dependent protein serine/threonine kinase activity; ATP binding. The record is from RefSeq and is a predicted model, not a curated record. Gene Ontology annotation, cellular component: nucleus. The annotation marks the transcript as partial. The transcript has 5 exons. Gene Ontology annotation, biological process: protein phosphorylation. NCBI's taxonomy places the organism in Eukaryota, Metazoa, Chordata, Aves, Passeriformes, Passeridae.